GAGGGAGGAAUAUAAGAGACACGGCAAUAGAGGGGAAGGUAAUACAGAGGAGAACUUCCCUGUCAGGCUCACCAUGUUUCUGCUGCAGACUGUGACUGUUAUUUCUCUGACUGUCGUUCUCCUGGACGCAGUGGAAGGUGAUGGGGUACAGAUGCAGAGAGACGUUCAGUGCUGUAUGCAGUACUCCCAGGGGAAUGUGCGCACCAAAGACGUGCUGAGGUUUGAAGUGCAGACGGAGGGGCCAGACUGCAGCAUACAAGCCAUCAUACUGUACACCAAGAAGGCGGUGAAGUGUGCUGACCCCAGAGAUAGAAGGGUCAAGAGGUUACUGAGGAAGCUGCUCCAGAGACAGAGGAUCAAAGCACAUAGGACCAUGUGGCUCCACCCUCAUGGCAACCUGCCAGUCAUGUCAGAGGAUAAGAAGGAUGGGUGGGAUGCCCUCCAUGUGGAAUGAGUGUGAGGUUGCUACCACAGAAGGAAAAGUAUUGUCAUAGGCCAAGUAAACUUCCAGCGGCUUCUCAUCCUAACUCGGCCAAGCUUGCUGACUCUCCAGUCGUCUCGUGUCACUAUCUAUCUGGCUGGGAGUGUGUAGUGGCUGAGCUGUCAUCGCCAUACAUUGCGGAGUCCCUGAGAGGUUUUGAUAUAUAGCUAAAUGUCUUUUACACACUGUCGCUAACUAUGCCAAAGUAUUUGCCAAGUAUUUCUGAUUACUCUUUAUUCCGAGAAACCGGUCUUCACCAUCUAUGUAUGGCUGUUCAACUUCAUAGACGGCUUGUUCUCGCCUGAAACACAAUGUUAUUUAGAAAAUGCACUGUAUGUUUAAACACAUCUUCAGUGGAUCUUUUAUAAAUAAAUUAACCUGAAAGAGUUAGA
Molecule: messenger RNA, 873 nt
Organism: Oncorhynchus tshawytscha (Chinook salmon)
Lineage: Eukaryota; Metazoa; Chordata; Actinopteri; Salmoniformes; Salmonidae
Product: C-C motif chemokine 21
Exons: 5
Coding region: 74-454 (126 amino acids)
Biological process (GO): G protein-coupled receptor signaling pathway; immune response; lymphocyte chemotaxis
Cellular component (GO): extracellular region
Molecular function (GO): chemokine activity; CCR chemokine receptor binding
Source: RefSeq, a predicted model, not a curated record